GGAAAAUCCUGAUUCUCUCAGCCAACUAGUAGAAACGGAGCAUCAACUAACCCCAGAUUACCCCCCUGCAAAACCAUCCACUUCUCCCAAACAUGAUGUUAUAUCAGAAUCAGCACAUGGCGGGAGAAGAAGAAAAAUGGGAUCUCACCGGAGGUCACGUGGACAUCAAAACUAUGAAUACCAAACUGCAAGAGAGGACAGUGUUAUAGAUGCACAAAAAGGGAGCAAUGUCAAACCUCUGACUGACGGAAGUGCCAUCAAGACAACUGAAGAGCACAGAGAACAACAUUUGGGCCUGGACAAAAUAUCAGAGCUUGAUGAAAGUGACAAGAAACCAUCGUCCAACAUCAGCAUCUCAAAGGCAACAGACCACUCAAGGCCUGUGAGUGAGAAGGCACCGAAAGUGACUCCAGUUCAAUAUCCCCAUGCUGAAAUCCGCCUGGGUCAAGGGAGUCAAAACAAGUUUUCUUUGGCAGGUGAUUCCAGAGGAGCAGACGUCAGAUCGAAAAGUUAUAAUGUGUUAAUGGUUGGAGACAGCAGUGUAGGCAAGACCUCCUUUAUGAAAAGAGCUCAAAGUGGGAAGUUUUCUUUAGAUUUACCCGCCUCUGUUGGCCUUGAUUCCUGCAUGUGGACUGUGAUAGUGGAUGGAAAGCCUGUGGUGCUCCAGUUAUGGGAUACAGCAGGUCAAGAAAGGUUUCACAGCAUCACAACUCAGGUUUUUCAUAAAGCCCAGGCAUUUCUCUUGAUGUAUGACAUCACUUCUUCUCAGAGCUUCUCUGCAGUCAGCUACUGGGCAAACUGCAUUCAGGAAGGGGCUGCAGAAAACGUGACCAUUUUACUUCUUGGGAAUAAGAGUGACUGUGCAGAACGGCAGGUUAAAACGCAAGAAGGAGAAAUUUUGGCUAAGGAGUACAACUUUGAAUUCACAGAGUGUAGCGCUGCCACAGGUGAAAAUGUGAUUCAGUCUUUGGAAACUGUUGCCAGGAUGGUGAGUCAAAAAGCUGACACAAGAGAGGAAGCCAUGGUGUUACACAAAGAGCCCCCACAGAAAAAAAGAUCAGGAUGUUGCUGAACAGAUGUGUUUGUCUAAGAAACCCGAAAAGUGUCGAAAUCCUGCACACGGUGGACAUUCUGCAAUGGCUCUUCAGAAGUUUCUCUUUACAUCGCAACUUUAUCUGAUGCUCAAACCAUUCUUUUCAUCCAAUGUGUUGUAUUAAGCGACACAAAUGUAUAUAAGUUACAUUUCCUUUUUACAUUUACCUUAAACUAUUUUGAUAUUUCUACCAAGCCUUAACAAGUAAAUUAUUGAUUAAGAGGACAAAAUAAGAGUAAGAAAUUCCUGCACAUUCAUAACAUAAUAUACAGUUGAAGCCCCAGAGGGGACUCUAGGCUUUCUCUAGUGCCAACUCAAUAAACAGUUGUAAAGUAAUUGUGGAAACAAUUAUUACAUGAUGAAUAAUUGAUUUUUUUAAUCUUGCAAGAUGCUACUUUAUAUUGUUUUGCUCUGCAUGUUUUAUCAUUUUAAAUUAAUUUUCCUUCUAUGAAAUACUUGCAGUACUCUACUAGUGCAAUUUCAAAUGAUCAAAUUAAGUCAACAUUAAUAGUAGAAUUUUGAAGAUGUAUUAAUUAAUCUCAAAGAGAAACUAAAAUUUAGUACCUCAGCACUUUCUCGGGUCCUUGGUUUAAAAAAAAAGUUUUUCAUCUAUAUUGUAUAGCUAUUGAGAGUUUGUUCUACAAUGUAUAUACUUUAUGGAUAUUAAGUGUUUUUACUUUCAUGCCUCAAUAAUUAAAGAUAGUGGUAGUAAAAUGAUUAAAAGGCUUACACUAUGUUUAUAAAUAUAUUUUUAUUUCCCUGUAACUUGUUUCACUGAAUACGUUUAAUCGGAAUAUUUUAAUGUCAUGUCUCAUGCUCGAUAAACCUCCAGAGCAACGACUUGUGUGCUCACGUAGUUAAUUUGCGUCCUCAUGGAAGUUGUGUGUUCCCAGACUGACAAAGACAACAGUGUUCCCACUGGAACAACAAGUCCUUCAAUGGUAUGAGGAGCAUGACAACAAUGGCGCCACUCGAAUAACCACAUAACAUCCCCAAAGGAGCAUUUGUGGGAAACAGAAACGCAGCGACAGCAUCUUCCAACCUCAUCAGAGGACCAAGAUGAUUACACAAAAUCUGAUAUUAGUGAUUGGCACAGACUUCAUUGGUUACAUUUACAACCGAGGAGAAUUAUUUCUCUUUCCCUCAGUUACUCAGAUAAUUCUGUUUUAGGCUGGAACAUGUAAACAUUGUAAUUUUGUUAAAACAUUAAACAUCAGAAAACCUGGUAAUGUUGUAUUUCACGGAUCUCUAAUUUCAGAAUACUUACCAAAAAAUUUCCGACUACUUUUUUGGAGAGAACAAU
This is a messenger RNA of Xiphias gladius (swordfish), 2396 nucleotides long. It is a transcript of the gene rab44, whose product is annotated as RAB44, member RAS oncogene family. The transcript has 9 exons. Lineage: Eukaryota; Metazoa; Chordata; Actinopteri; Istiophoriformes; Xiphiidae. The coding region runs from base 137 to 1072 and encodes 311 amino acids. The record is from RefSeq and is a predicted model, not a curated record. Gene Ontology annotation, molecular function: GTPase activity; GTP binding.